This is a messenger RNA of Oldenlandia corymbosa var. corymbosa, 1488 nucleotides long. Lineage: Eukaryota; Viridiplantae; Streptophyta; Magnoliopsida; Gentianales; Rubiaceae. The record is from the annotation of a GenBank genome assembly.
AUGGUGAUGGCGGCGAGAUAUGGGUUGGUGUUGGUUUUAGCCGGGUUUUUAUUGCCGGCGGCGGUAUUUUUGUGUGUAGAAGGAAUUGGGAUGAAGAUGCAGCUGGAAAGGGCUUUUCCGACUAGUCAUGGGGUCCCACUCAGCCAACUCAGGGAACGUGACCGGCUCCGGCAUGGCCGGUUCUUGCAGCAAUCUUCUCCGAAUGGGGUGGUUGAUUUCGCCGUUCAAGGCACCUUCGACCCUUUUGCUGUUGGGCUAUACUACACAAAGGUUCUACUUGGUUCCCCUCCAAAGGAAUUCUAUGUGCAGAUUGAUACUGGUAGUGAUGUUCUUUGGGUUGGUUGUAAGUCUUGCAAUGGUUGCCCAACGUCAAGUGGACUCCAAAUCUCCCUUGAGCUCUUUGAUCCAUCAGGCUCACCAACAGCUAAUUUGAUUUCAUGCUCAGACCAAAGAUGUUCGCUUGGUAUUGAGUCUUCAGAUUCUGGCUGUUCUGAUAACAAUCAAUGUGGUUACACAUUCCAAUAUGGAGAUGGUAGUGGGACAUCAGGGUUUUACGUGUCAGAUUUGAUGCAUUUUGAUACUGUAGCUGGGAGUGCAGUAACGUCGAAUUCUUCUGCUUCUGUUGUCUUUGGCUGUAGCACGACACAGACUGGGGACUUAACCAAGUCUGACAGAGCAGUUGAUGGGAUUUUUGGGUUUGGACAGCAGAGUUUGUCUGUGGUCUCGCAACUUGCUUCACAAGGAGUGACACCAAAUGCCUUCUCUCAUUGCUUGAGUGGGAAUAACAAUGGUGGUGGUAUUUUGGUUCUGGGUCAGGCAAUUGAGCCAAAUAUAGUUUACACACCACUUGUUCCAUCAGAGCCUCAUUAUAAUCUGAAUAUGGUCAGCAUUUCUGUAAAUGGGCAAUCAUUGCCCAUCGAUGCAUCAGUAUUUCAAACUUCAAACAACCGAGGAACAAUUGUUGAUUCUGGAACCACUCUGGCAUACCUUGCAGAAGAGGCAUAUGAUCCUUUUGUCAAUGCAAUUAAUGAAUUUGUUUUACAAUCUGUUAGAUCGUUUGUUUCAAGGGGAAACCAAUGUUACCUAGUCACUUCGAGUAUCUCAGAGACAUUUCCCCAAGUUAGUUUGAACUUUGCUGGUGGUGUGUCAAUGAUAUUGAGUCCUCAGGACUACCUUUUGCAGCAGAACUCCAUCAAUGGUGCAGCAGUUUGGUGUAUUGGUUUCCAAAAAAUUCAGGGUCAGGGCCUGACAAUUUUAGGAGACCUUGUCCUCAAAGACAAAAUUAUCGUGUACGAUUUGGCUGGCCAACGGAUUGGAUGGGUUAACUAUGACUGUGCAUCAUCGAUUAACGUCUCGACGGCCACAGGUUGUUGCUGUGAUGGUGGAAUUCUUGUAGCUACAGGACCACUGUUUUACUUGAUCUCUUCUGUAGAAGUACCAUUUGACUUCAUUUCUUGUUAUUACCCCUUUUUGUACUUCAGUGAUUAG